This is a messenger RNA of Polistes dominula (European paper wasp), 4345 nucleotides long. RefSeq names its product disintegrin and metalloproteinase domain-containing protein 10. NCBI's taxonomy places the organism in Eukaryota, Metazoa, Arthropoda, Insecta, Hymenoptera, Vespidae. Gene Ontology annotation, biological process: membrane protein ectodomain proteolysis; Notch signaling pathway. Gene Ontology annotation, cellular component: plasma membrane. Gene Ontology annotation, molecular function: metalloendopeptidase activity. The record is from RefSeq and is a predicted model, not a curated record.
AAGAAGAAAAAAGAUAGAACCGGUUGAAAAAGACGUUCGAGGUGGAAGAAAGGAAAAGGAGUAGGAGGAGAAGGAGGAAGAAGAGGUGGAGGAGAGUAUGGAGGAAGAGGAGUGAAGGGGAAAGAAAGAAGAAGGAUCGAAAGGUUGAGUGACCCUGAAAGGGGUAGGAGAGAAGGUGAAGAAGAAGAAGAAGAAGAAGAAGAGGAAAAGGUGGUUGUGGUAGUGGUAGUAGUGUUGGUGGUUUUGGUGGUGGUGGUGGUGGUGGUGAAGGUGAAGGGGGGAAGAAGGGAAAAGGUGAAAGAGGAGAUGAGCUCGGUGGGUGACUCCACAAGUGCGGUGCUCGGCUGUUCGACGAAAAGCACCAGAUAGCGCCAUUAAAAGAAAACACGAACGAAUAAUACGAAGAAGUGGAAGAAUAGUUGCCGGGGGACGAGAAAAACGUGCGAUGCCGAGCAGCCGUUGUUCCGCCCAGGAAGAAGGGGAAGAGGAAGAGGAGGGAGAGGAUAAGGCCCAUCACAGGCCCCGUCGUCGUCGUAGACGAAGAAGACGAAGAUCUUACUGCUACCUACUCUUUACUUUUCCUCUAGCAUUCCUACUAUCGUCUCUUCCAAUCACCGAUGGUUGGCCGUUUCAUCCUCUGCCGACUCACAAAGGGAUAACACGUAGAUCAUACAUCAGAUAUUAUGAGCCAGCAUCUUAUGACACGGUAUCCUUGAAACGUCAUCGUGACAGGACACGUCGUGACAUCUCCGAUUCUAACGAAAAUCAACCACUCAUUUUACGCUUGAAAGCAUUGGAUAGAUUGUGGACAAUACGAUUGAUUCGCGAUGACAACAUCUUCAGUAAAGACGUAACAUUUGAAGGUACUCAUGGAUCUAUACCAUUCGACAUUUCUCAUUCAUACGCUGGCACAGUUCUUGAAGAUGAAAAUGCAGUGGUACAAGGUGUGGUGACAACCGAUGGAUUAUUCGAUGGUACCAUCGCAACCAAAUUCGAAGAGUUUUAUAUCGAACCAACUUCGAGAUACUUGGAUAAGGACGAAGACACGUCUCCAACUUAUCAUAGCAUCGCAUAUCGUACAUCAGAUGUUACCGUACCACCACAUCCGUUACCAUGUGCGAGUCAUCAAUUACACGAAGGCACUCUUCAGGACACCUUUGAUAGAGGGAAGAUUAACAACAACGAUACUUCAGAAGGAUUUUACGAGCCCUUGUUGGAUAAUAAAAUUGGUCUCUACUCGAAAGAAACUAAUGGGAGAAUAUUGAAUUUAGAAGCGAAAAGCGAAGCUCGUUAUUACGACAGAUCCAACAGUGGAGAUCGAAUAGCCAGACAUUUACACAAACGUGCUACAGUAGAUCCACGUAAAACAACGUGCAUGCUUUACUUGCAAGCUGAUCAUCAAUUUUUUGCUAGAUAUGGCACGGAGGAAGCUUGCAUCGAAGUGAUGACGAGGCAUGUACAGAAGGUCAACUCAAUAUACAAACACACGGCACGAUCCGGAACAAUGCACACCAGGUGGGGAAGAUGGAAAUUUCAUAAUGUUCGCUCGUGCUACCAGCGGUGAUAAACGUAACAACAAUCGCUUCAGUCCUUGUAGUUUGAACGCAAUUAAUCCUGUACUCAACAGUAAAGCACGUUCACCAAAGGGAUGCUUUACAGAACCACAAGUAUCAUUGUGUGGAAACGGUGUAGUCGAGGAUGGCGAAGAAUGCGAUUGUGGAUGGGAAGAAGAUUGUCGAGAUACUUGUUGUUUCCCCCAACGUCGUUAUCCACCAAAAGAAGAGACACCCUGUACACUUACACCACGUUCAGUGUGCAGUCCUAGUCAGGGUCCAUGUUGUACCCCUGAUUGCAAUCUUAGGUUUGGGGAUAAGUGUAGGGAUGACAAUGGUUGUCGUGAUGCUAGUUUCUGCGACGGUAGAUCACCCUAUUGUCCUCCAUCAAUCAAUAAACCCAAUAAGACUAUUUGCAAUCGGGAAUUGGUUUGUUUCAUGGGCGAAUGUACCGGAAGCAUUUGUUUAGCAUAUGGAUUAGAAUCUUGUCAAUGUAUUCCUGGUCCUAAUGAUCCUACAACUAAAGCUUGUGAACUCUGUUGUCGAUUACCUGGUGAAAAUCAACCAUGUUUGUCAUCAUUCGAUUGGAAUUCACCGCCGUAUGAUAUUCCGGAUAUGUUCUCAAAACCUGGAACACCGUGUAAUGAUUAUAACGGUUACUGUGACGUCUUUCAAAAAUGUCGAGAAGUUGAUCCGAGUGGUCCAUUAGCAACAUUAAGAAAACUUUUAUUAUCCGAUGAAAGUCUUGCAACUGUUCGUCGUUGGGUAUCCGAUCAUUGGUACGCAACAGCUUUCAUCAUUUUAGGAGCAGUAUCAUUAUUGAUCGCCAGUAUGAGGUUCCUAGGCAAACGACCGGAUCAGAAGCUCAAAUCGGUGACAAUAAUCCACAGUUCGACAACGGAAACGGUACGGUUGCCGCCGGAAGGUGCGGAGGGAGUGACAGUUCAUCCGGCAGCCGUUCGUGCAAAGCUUCCAUUGAACAGGAAAGUGAGGGAGAAGAGAAGACACCGGAAGCAUAAGGACACGCAUGUUGCUCCUGCCGAUAAAUCAAACAAGGAUAUUCUAAAGAAAAAGAAGCCAAUUCAAACUCGGAGAUCUUCAACCGUGCCAUCGGAAGAAGUUGCUAGGAAACGAGUAACGGAAACGACAACAGCAGCAAAUACAGCUGCUGUUACCGUUACUGCAGCAACAGCAACGUCAGCAACAACUGCAACAGCAACAACAGCAGUAGCAGCAGCUGUAGCAACAGGCGUGGUGAUUCAAGACAACAGUAAACGUAAGAAAAUUUCUAACUCAAGGGAGAAACAAAAUUCGAAUAACAACGGUGCCGCCAAUAAUUCGGACGUUGACAAACGUAAUAAACGGAAGAAACAACAUAGGAAGGAAGUUAUUGAUUAUUCCUCAAUGCAAGCGGAAAAAGAAUCAGAACCGAAUGCAGAUCCCAAGAGUAAAGUACGAUCGUGGUUAUUAGCUUCGUCUCAGUGUAGACCGGAGAACUCAAGAACGUCCAGUGGUUUACCAAAAAGUAAAUCGACACCGGUUGGAUUGACGACUGGUGGUAACGUAAGUGGUGCUACGAGAUUAGCUCAAUCAAGGCAAAAUGGUGUACCAAGGCGACCACUGGACUCUAGAGAGGUCAAAAGUUCGCCAGGUACUUUGGUUAGGAAGGAACGAGCUAGACUUCAAGUUGUCUAUAAACCCCCCUUCAAGUUCAGCGUAAAACUACGUAAGGCCGAUAAAGUAGCUCAAGUGCCAGCUCCUGCGCCAACUUCGGCCCACAAUAAUUUAACGAGGUCCACGAAAUUGCCGAGAACUGGAGUUUUACUUAAAACUAAGAGAAGGGACAGAGUUAGAAUUGGUAGAGCCAGACAGAUUGCACCUACUGGAAUUGGAAACGAUAGUGGAGAUUUACCGGAACCAACUAAUUCCGAUCUGCAUACGGUACCAUCAGAUUUGGAAGUUUUACUCUCUGAAAGUGAAUUUCUUUUUUCGAACACGUGACCCCACAAACUUAUGAUUAUUUCUAUCAAAGAGUUAACAUUAUUAGAAUACUUGCGUUAUAAUUAUCCAGCAGAUGAAUAUUUUCUUUUCUUUAAUACGUAAAAUUGAUUAACAAGAAGAAAUGCGCUUAGCUUUAUUUUACUUUUUUUAUUAUUAUUAAUAUUAUUUUUAUUUGUUCCCACUCUUUGUCUUCCGAGUUAGGAGUAAGUUUAAAAAAAAAAAAAAAAAGAACAUUUAAGUGUCCAUUGAAUGGAUAUUUAAAAGGUCGUGUUUUAAAGUGUUAGCAAAAGCUAUUAUUAAAAUAAUAUGAACUCUCUUGAGUGCAUAGAAGAAGACGUGAUAAUUUUGGUUGUUCUUCUCUAUUUAAUAGGAAUUUUCGCAAUCCUAUUUACUCUUGCUAAUCUGUUUAUAUAAAUAUUAGCAUUUAGAUCUUGAUAACAGUGUUAUAUAUAUAUAUAUAUAUAUAUAUAUAUAUAUAUAUAUGCCAAGCUAAAGUGAAACAAGAUUUCUUCUUUCGUAAAAAGGGGCCAAAUCUACCUUUAAAAAGACUAGAAGAAAUAUAUGUGUCAGCAGAGUGAACGAAAAGACAGAAAUAAAAAGAUAAGAAGAAAAAGAGGAUGAAAAUAAUAAACAUAAACUAAUGAAACAGAGUAAGAAGAAGAAGAAGAAGAAGAAGAAGAAAAAGCUGUAAAAGUGUGCCAGUGUUUGUUCAUUUGCAAUUUGCAUUUCAGAGAAAGAGAAAGAGAGUAUAUGGAAUAAAAAAAAACAAUCUCUCCUUUAUAAAUAAUAUA